UAUAUAUAUAUUUUUUUAUGUUUUUAGUUUGUGUUUGACAUUUGACGUUUUUGUGACGUUCAUUUUAUUUAAUUUUCCUUUUCUUGUUAGAAUUAAUAAAUUUACUUAAUAUGGUGGACAAAUUAGUGAACAGUGAAGCCAAUAAUAGGCGAAUUAUGAUGGUAGAGAGCUGUUUUGGAAGUUCUGGACAGCCUUUGCAAGUACCUGGAAGAGUCCUGGUUGGGGAAGGAGUUUUGACCAAAAUGUGCCGAAAAAAGCCAAAGACAAGGCAAUUUUUUCUUUUCAAUGAUAUCCUAGUGUAUGGCAACAUAAUUAUUAAUAAGAAAAAAUAUAAUAAGCAACAUAUCAUUCCAUUGGAAGCAGUUAAGUUGGAGAGCCUCAAUGAUGAUGAACAAUAUAGAAAUGGUUGGUUGAUAAAAACAGCCUCAAAAUCGUUUGCAGUAUAUGCAGCGACUCCAAUUGAAAAAAGUGAAUGGAUGGCUCAUAUUAACAAAUGCAUUGAUGAUCUGUUGAGAAAAAGUGGUAAAAAGGCUGUGGAGGAGCAUGCAGCUGUUUGGGUACCAGAUGGGGAAGCAACUGUUUGCAUGCAUUGUAGAAAAAGUCAAUUUACAUUGAUAAAUAGAAGGCAUCAUUGCCGUAAAUGUGGAGCUGUAGUAUGUGGUCCAUGCUCAAAUAAACGGUUUUUACUACCAAAUCAAAGCUCAAAACCAUUAAGAGUUUGUCUCCAUUGCUAUGCUGAACUUACUAGUGUUAAAAACAAUCAUUUGUUGGAUAAUGCUCAAAGAGAUCAUCCAGACUCAUCAGGAGAAGAAGACUCAGAUGAUGAUGAAGUUCAACAGGGUCAACCAGAAACACAUGACUUGUCAAAAUUCUACGGUGAUAUUGGCGAGAAACCGGCACAAUAAUAAUUUCCCUAACGCAAUAUGUAAGCACUUCCAUUUUAAGUAAUCAAUUCAAACUAUUUUAAACCAGAUGAUAUAUAUAUAUAUAUAUAUAUAUAUAUUAUAUCAAUAUA
Molecule: messenger RNA, 1015 nt
Organism: Brassicogethes aeneus
Lineage: Eukaryota; Metazoa; Arthropoda; Insecta; Coleoptera; Nitidulidae
Source: the annotation of a GenBank genome assembly